Molecule: messenger RNA, 2199 nt
Organism: Mytilus trossulus (common blue mussel)
Lineage: Eukaryota; Metazoa; Mollusca; Bivalvia; Mytilida; Mytilidae
Exons: 8
Coding region: 150-1988 (612 amino acids)
Source: RefSeq, a predicted model, not a curated record
UUCAACUUCCGGUACAAACUUUUGCUGAAUCCAAAAAGUGAAAACUCUAUAAAGACAAGAACAUCUAAUGAAAUAAGUAUGGUGCUUGAGAAGAGGCAGAGAUAUGACCAAACCACUGAACAUGUUUCUAUUAUAUAAGAAAUCAAACCAUGGAAUCAUUGAAGAAGCAUUUUUCUAUGAAUGCAGGAGGUAAAGGAAAUGAAACGGAAACAUCAAAAUCUAAAUUCUUCUUGGACAUGAACAGCUCUUCGUUCAUGUCACAUGUUGUGAAUGGAUAUGAAGGUGUGGUGGAGUACAUUGAUGCAUGGAAGAAGUUUGAUGGGGCUGGUACCCACCUUAUUGAUUCCCUGCAGAGUGCUGUGAAAGGAACAUGUUAUGAGAAUCUUGGACAGGAAACCAGUAAUGCCUUUAAGUCUGUUCACUCCAGUAGUAAUGGCAUUGAUCCAUCAGGAAAGUUGAGAGAGAUGGAAAAUUUACUGUUUGGUCUGAAAAAUCAACUUGAAACAGGAGAUGAGAAUGACAGGUGCCAUUCAAAUUUACAAAUUUUAUGUCGGUGCUUAUUGCUGUUCUUAAAAGUACAGUUAGACUACCAUCAAAUGUGUUCUGCCACGGUUGCCUCAUUACUCAGUGUACUAGUCCAAUCCUACCAGUGUUCAGAAAACAAAGAUAUUUUACUCCAAAUGAGCAACUUAGACAUCAUACCUCCUUCCCCUAGGCAAUCCCCUAGUCGUAAUAACUCUCGUAAAAAACAAAACCAAAGCAGCUACUCACCAAAAUUGCCUACCAAGCAAAAUACUCUAAAAUCAUCAUUUCUCUCACUCUUUGAAAGGAAGAAUUCACCAGAUGAAAGUAGCAGUGGAACUGCUUUUUAUGUGGACAUAAGUAAAAACGAUCAAAGUGAUGGACCAACUAAAGAUAACCAGAAAGUGCUAAAUAAAGAUGUAGUUGUUGACAGUAUUGAAGAGCCACAUAGUGAGCCUAGGGGAGAUGUUCAGACAGGGAUUCUGGUACAAAUAGGACCAGAUCCAACUGAUGAAGAACCACCAGAGACCAGUUUAAUGAAACCAGUUAGUCCAGAUCAUAAUAUAGUAAAACAGACAUCAAGCAUAACACCUUUAGCAUCUGCUGAAGAAUUAGAUAGUGUUAUCAACUUAUUGUCUGCAUGUGGAACCCAGCCAAAACACAUGGAAACCAUCCAUGAAAACCAACUUACUGUGCCAAGUAUUUACACAUCACGCACACCCUCUCCUGGGAGUGAUGAAAUGAGGCCAAGCAAAGUUCAACCACAGAGGCACUCAGAAGGAUCUCUGGAUUUUUCUGGAAUGGGAGGAGUUGGUCGUAACACCUGGCCUCAUCGCUCAAGCUUGCCUAGUGUAGCAUUGAGUGGCCAUAUGAAUUAUCAUGAUGUGAUGGGUACUGGGGGUACAUUACCAAGAAGGUUUUCACAUGAACUGAACCGUCCUAAUCCAAACUUUCUAAGUCCACAGCCAUCUACCAAUGCAUUAACUGGUUCUAACUGGUCAUUCCCAGAUUAUAAAUAUGGAAACAGGACCUGGCCAAUGAACAGCAUGUCUGCACAAUGCUCAGAUACUUUAAACAGUCUAAAUAGUAGCUGGUCUGCUAUACAGGACUCUGACGAUCUCAGUGACGAUUCUUCCUGCGGAGAACAGUUUUUUGCUGUAGGGCUGGACCUUGUACAUGCAAUGGAUUCAAAGAAUGAAAGUAGUGACGAAGAAACAGACAAAAACAUGAAGAAUACAGAUGAACAAAAUGUUGACAUCUUGUCAUCAGUAUCAUGGUCUCAGAAACAGUCAUGGCCAUCAUCCAAUCAGACUGCAGCUGUAUCACCAUGUGACCAAGGGAGAAACCAAUCACAUCGUCCAUUAUCUAUGCAGUGGAGUGACCCCCUUGCCAAUAGAAACAUGUGGCCUUCUGCACCAGGACUCCAGAAUGUUCAGAAUAUACCUGGCUUUGGACACUUACAAUAAAGAAAAGAAACAGGGUACCAGUUUAAAAUGGAUUCCUAAUGGUCACAGAUUAUUACAACACAGUAUUGCUAUUGUAGUCUAUAACUUUCAUAUAAGGAAUUGUAUCAAGCCACUUUUUUUAAUUCUUAUUAUUUAUCUGAUAUUUACAAUACAGUAUAAACUCAUCAAUUAUUAUUUCAGUGAAUAUGGGACGCUGAUUAUUUUUUUUAUU